Messenger RNA from Symbiodinium pilosum, 1335 nucleotides. Lineage: Eukaryota; Dinophyceae; Suessiales; Symbiodiniaceae. The record is from the annotation of a GenBank genome assembly.
AUGGAAGUCGUGGCGAACGAACUGGACAUCGAACGCGUUGAGAGCGUUGACGUGAAGUCAGGGCCAGAGGAGAGAGCAUACGUUCUGCGGCGUCGUUCUAGCAGCAAAGGAAGCAAAGGAAGCAAAGGCAGCAAAGGCAGGACAGAAACGCGAAAGACUUCCAGCUUUGAAGAGGAGUAUGAAAGUUUGGAAGAGGCCGCCUGGGCGAAGUUCGACGAGUCGUAUCCCGACUUCUUCCAGGUGUUGGAGUUCGCGAAGGACGGCGGAUUUUCGGAGGUGCACGAGCUCUGGGACAGCAGCAGGUACUUGCGAGCAGCGCUUGCACUCCUGAUGUUGGUGGCUAAUGUGGGCACAAUUUUGAUCAACGAUGGAGGGUACUUGGUCCAUGCCACGCACUUGGCAGAUGAUCAGGAAGAUACUUUGGGAAUCCACCCCGUGGAUGACAACGUGAGAGCCAUCCAGAACGACUACAUGAUCUCGGGUUUUUUGGUGGACAAAUGCUUCGAAGCCUUCGCAACCCUCUCAGGAUGCGGAAGUCGGAUGCACAGCCCGCGGAUUGCACUCAUCUGCGCCAUUGAGCUCUUCUUGCUGGCCCUGUUGAUUGUCAAGGCGGUGAAUUGCUUUGUGGCGAGCUUUGUAGAGAAGCUGGAGCGUGUUCGCUGGACCAAAGCCUGCAUCUUUUGGUGGGAGGUAUUCCCAGAGCUGUCUUCUUUCAGUGCUAUGCGGCUGUUGCACUUCGCGACUCCUUCUGUGGUGCUUUGUGAUUUGUAUUCCUUUGCAGCAUAUGCUGGUUCGCGUGCUGAACUUGACGGUUACGCCACAGGCUUUCGUUUAUGGUUGGUCUUCGUUCUCAAGAAGCUGAUGUGUUUGGUUGUUGGUAUCGAUGCCUUCCUUUUCAAAGUCCGCGUGGCCUACAGCGACAUCCACAAAGACGAGCUCGGACCAUGGAGUUUUCUCAGCCUGACGAUGUUCAUUGUGCAGGUUCUUGGCAUUGUUCAACUCUCCAUGUUUGUGCGUGACCGAAUUUUCCUCUUCAUCUUUGGAGGCGAAGAUAGCAUCAUGCAGCCUGCAGAAAGGGCACUGAAGAACAUCUGGCUGGCCAUGGUUGUGCGCAAGCUCUGCCAGCUUUUCGAAUGGCACAGAGCCAUUGCCAUUCUCAUGACCUUUGACGAAGAUGAUUUUCAGAAGCUGGUACUCAAUGAGAACGGAGACAUCCAUGAGAGCCUCAUGUCCACCUCUGUGGGAUCUUGGGAUCCGUUAACUGAGUCCGCUGGCUUUGCCAGCGAAGGCCUGCUCAGUCGAAUUUCUGAAGAUGACAAGGAAGGGCACCAGUGA